AACGACAGACGACACUAGUUGAUCGGUCUGUUGGUUCAGGAGGUUAUGUUUUUUAAUCAUAAAGUUCGAAUAAUGACAUGUUUGGUACGACAAGCGUUACUUGUCACUUUCACUCUAAAACGUCAUACUGACAAUCUGUGAACAAUCGGGAGAAAAUUAACGCGAAUACCUUCGACUGAGACAUGCGCAAUGUUAAAGCAUGGUUGUCACUCCACGAAAGAUGAAACAGGUUGCCUUUUCCGUGAUUUGUGUUAUAUUAGUGUUAGGUUUCUACAAAACAUUAGUUAGUCCAGAAGAAGAACAAUCUUUUCCUAGAGUUCAUUCAAGGGACCGUAAAUCUCACAUGGGGGAUAAGAAUGAUAUCGUAGUUGUCAAUCAGAAAGUUGAAGAAGCCGAAGAAGAUGCACCUUACACAGAUAUUAAAAACAUCGAAGAAGCAAAAAUACGAAUUCGUGAUUUGGAAGGUAAACUGCAGCAUCUUGAAGCCAAAAUUGAGAACAGAGUCUCAAAGGAUUUUCCAACAGUCAAGUUCCUUAAUUAUAAAAAUCGAAAAAGAAUUUUGGUCACGGGUGGAGCAGGCUUUGUUGGAUCACAUUUGGUUGACCGUUUGAUGCUUGCUGGUCAUGAAGUAAUAGUUGUAGAUAACUUCUUCACUGGAAGAAAACGCAAUGUUGAACAUUGGGUUGGUCAUGAAAACUUUGAGCUUGUUCACCAUGACAUUGUUAGACCCCUUUAUUUAGAAGUUGAUGAAAUCUAUCAUCUUGCCAGCCCAGCUAGUCCACCACACUAUAUGCUUAAUCCAGUAAAAACAAUAAAGACAAAUACUUUAGGUACAAUAAAUAUAUUAGGCCUUGCAAAACGGGUAGCAGCAAGAGUUUUAAUCGCUAGUACAUCAGAAGUUUAUGGAGAUCCUAACGAGCAUCCCCAAGCAGAAACUUACUGGGGCCAUGUGAAUCCCAUUGGGCCAAGAGCUUGUUACGAUGAAGGAAAACGUGUUGCUGAAACGUUAAGCUAUGCUUACAUGAGGCAAGAAGGCGUUUCAGUUCGUGUUGCCCGAAUUUUUAACACUUUCGGGCCCAGAAUGCAUAUGAACGAUGGGCGCGUAGUUUCGAAUUUUAUUCUGCAAGCAUUACAGAAUGAUUCAAUCACUAUAUACGGUAGUGGAAAACAGACUCGAUCCUUCCAGUAUGUGUCUGAUUUAGUCGAUGGACUAGUUGCCUUGAUGGCAUCUAACUAUACUCAACCUGUGAAUAUUGGAAAUCCCAUUGAGCAUACGAUAGAAGAUUUUUUACUAAUUACAGAAUUUGCACUUAUAAUAAAGGAUCUAGUUGGUACAAAUAGUAAAGUUGUUGAGCUUGCCGCGGUCGAAGAUGAUCCUCAAAGGAGGAGACCCGAUAUUACUAGAGCUAAGAAAUACUUGGACUGGGAGCCAAAGGUUCCUUUAGCCGAAGGACUUAAGAAAACGAUCAUUUACUUCGCUAAAGAACUACAAAGAACAAAACACUCGCAAAAAAGUAGUUUUAACGUAAAAUCUUAUAAAAACGAUCACGAUAUAGUAGAACAACUUUAGGAGAUAAAAGGUCAACACGAUUAAUUUAUCCACUUUUAAGAGUGGCUUAAAAGUGCCAUUAAGCUAUGGACCACUACGUGCCAAAAGAUUCCCCGUCCAAAUUGAAUUUCGUAAUAAUUUUAACAUUAACCGGUACAUACUUUUCAUUUAACAAAUACAAAACGUUAGUUGCAAAAUUGAUACUGUAUAUUUAUAUGAUCAAUAUUAUUUCAGCCUUAAGACGUGAUACUAUGUUUGUAAAGUUCCAUAUAUUAUUUUAUUUACUGUUCAUAACUGCAGGAUUAAUUUUGAAUAGCCGUUGUUUUAAACAUGUUUAUUACACGACGGAAUGGAAAAUACUAAUCGUGUUUAUAAUGUGUCUUUUACGUAAGAAAGUUUUGAUCGCAUAGUCCUGGCAAUUUUUCGAUAUAGAUGAGGCAGUAACGGUGCUGGUGGAAGUUAUUCAUAUCCUUCGUUCUGUGGGAAUUACUAGGGUAAAUUAUAUAUAAAAACUCUAAUAUAUUCAGCUGAUUUUACUUAAUAUUUCAGUAUAGUCGAUUCUCCUUCGAUUAUACAUGUUCAUUGUCUUUUAUCAAAUUUAUGAAACAUCUAUCAUAGUAACAUAAUCAAUGUGCACCUGUACAAUUAGUAAAUUUUUUAAAAACGUUUGUCAUCAAAUUUGUUAUUACAGAAAGAAGGACGUUCCCACUUUUCUCGUUCUGAUAAACGGGAAACUCAAACUUUGUUGUAUUACCUAUAUAAUAAUUGUAUUGUGUGAUGUAUACAUCGUGUAGUCGUAAGCCGCGGUACUGUAAUAUUCAAAUGCGUGUAAACAGGAAAGUAAUUUUAUACUAUAUGAAUAACUAUACACGAGUAAGUGAGUAAACAGCUUUGUAAAGAUAUCUCCUUUCCGUUACAGUCAUUAUAUUAGUUUACAUGUAGAAAGAAAAUACAAAAUGAAUGUUUACACUACAUGUAUAGUCAGCGGUGUACUUACUUUCUUCGUACGCUCUCAAAAAAAUGUGAGAAUAACUGUAUCUCCAAUAAUGCAUGUAACUCGAAAAUAUCAGAUUUUUUUUUUUAUUAUUUCCGUGCGGUUAAUUGGCCUCCGAUGUUAUUUAUGAAUCUAUAUUUUUAUGAAAUACCCUCUGUACAGUCUUCUAGCAACCACCAUUCAAUUUGCUUUCUUUAUCAACAACCACAAAUAUCGUUGCGCAAAAAUGGAAGGGGACAAUCGUCACGAACAAAUUGCUCGUUUUACUUGCAAUAACUCGCAACCACCGAGUCAGAAGGGCAUACAUUGUUGCAUAACGAUCUGAUGAUUCUUCUUGUCCGGUUACAGUCCAACUAGAUAAUAUUAUAAUUCUGCCAAGCAUAUACCACUUACUGAAGACGCAUUCCAGCGCGGAAUUGAAGAAUCGUCCAUGCCGUUAAAGAGCGUAUUUGAAGGGCCGAUUGGACGUAAUGGGUGUCGCGUGGGCCUUGACAGGGCGCACGUGGUCGUCCUGUCUCCGCUGAAAGAGAACGAACCAUCACCUACCAGGGUGACAAAGAGAAGAGACGAGAGUGGAUUGGCAAAAGUGAGGAGGGGCAAUAAGACUUGCUGGGAUUCUUAAUGAUAAUCAUUGCAUCCGGGAUAUACCGUAGCUUUAUCGUAGCAGAUGAAAAUGCCGCAAGGGUGAAGUGACCUAAUCGUUACUGAACCAGACUACCAACGGUUCCGACUCAGAAGGAAAUAAGCUUGCUACUGCUCGUUAAGAUGUACGAGGUAGUAAUCGAGGAGUAUCACUACGUAAUCGACGAACUCGAAAGACUUCCUGUCUGGAGAGACCGGAGGAACAGGUGACCCAAUUCACCGUAAAGUAACUCUCACCGGUGGUCCAGCGGUAAUCCGACCUGUUUAUCAGUAAAUGAAACGGCGAUCGUUCGUCUAACGUAACGUUUUUUUUAUUAAAUUAUGAUGCAACCCAUUUAUUUUUUUUUCCAAUUUGGUCGAACUCAAAAUCAACACGUAGAAAUAUAUUCUAAAUAACAUUUUUCCUUGUUUUUUGGUACUAUUUUUCCGAAAUAAAUGUUGACUUUGCAAUACAA
Hylaeus volcanicus is the source of this 3640-nucleotide messenger RNA. It is a transcript of the gene Uxs, whose product is annotated as UDP-glucuronic acid decarboxylase 1. Bases 200 to 1570 code for a protein of 456 amino acids. Gene Ontology annotation, cellular component: cytoplasm. The transcript has 6 exons. Gene Ontology annotation, biological process: D-xylose metabolic process. The record is from RefSeq and is a predicted model, not a curated record. Gene Ontology annotation, molecular function: UDP-glucuronate decarboxylase activity; NAD+ binding. Lineage: Eukaryota; Metazoa; Arthropoda; Insecta; Hymenoptera; Colletidae.